AUGACUUCAUCCGUGGACUCCAACAACAUCUUCCGGGUGGAUGGCAUUGUGGCCGUUAUCACCGGUGGUGGCAGUGGAAUUGGCCUAAGUAUGACCCGUGCUCUGGCUACCAACGGUGCCCACAAGAUCUAUAUCCUGGGCCGUCGCCUAGAGGUUCUUGAGAAGGCUGCUGCCGAAUUUCCCGAUGUGAUCAUCCCCCACCAAGCCGAUGUGACCUCCAAGACGGAUCUUCAGGCAGCCGUGGACCGAAUCAAGUCGGAAGUUGGCUAUGUCAAUCUUGUUGUCCCCAAUUCUGGAAGCAUCGGACCCCCCGUACGAUUCAACCCUGCGGCCUCUCUGCCUGAAUUGCGUCAAUCCCUUUUCACCGAUUUCUUGAUGGAUGGCAUGAAUGACGCUCUCAAUCUCAACAUCACCGCUGCUUUCUUCACUAUGACUGCAUUCCUCGAAUUGCUCGACCUCGGAACGCAGAACGCCCUUAAGGGCGGGUUCGGCAAGCCCCUCAAGGAGGGCAGCGAUGUGCCCUCGAUCCAGAGCCAAGUCAUCUUCACCACGAGUAUCUCGGCCUUCAGCCGUCACUGGACCUCGUCGCCCCCGUAUUUGACCAGCAAAGUGGCCAUCAUGCAAGUGGCCAAGCAUGCCAGUUCCCAGCUGGCCCGGUUUGGCAUUCGUGUCAAUGCCAUUGCGCCUGGCAUCUACCCUUCGGAUCUGGCAGCCGUUCUCAUUUCAAGCCGCAAGCCCGAUGAGGAGGCCGCCCAUGAUGAUCGCUUCAUCCCAGCUCGCCGUUUUGGAGGUGAUGAGGAAAUGGCCGGUGCCAUUCUGUAUUUGACGAGUCGCGCGGGCAGCUACUCCAAUGGACUGAUCCUCACUACCGACGGUGGCCGCUUAUCAGUCAUGAACGCUACCUAUUAA
Penicillium nucicola is the source of this 909-nucleotide messenger RNA. Its product is annotated as SDR family NAD(P)-dependent oxidoreductase. NCBI's taxonomy places the organism in Eukaryota, Fungi, Ascomycota, Eurotiomycetes, Eurotiales, Aspergillaceae. The coding region runs from base 1 to 909 and encodes 302 amino acids. The record is from RefSeq and is a predicted model, not a curated record. The transcript has 3 exons.